Molecule: messenger RNA, 1449 nt
Organism: Erythranthe guttata (spotted monkey flower)
Lineage: Eukaryota; Viridiplantae; Streptophyta; Magnoliopsida; Lamiales; Phrymaceae
Product: esterase/lipase/thioesterase family protein
Biological process (GO): protein demethylation
Molecular function (GO): protein methylesterase activity
Source: RefSeq, a predicted model, not a curated record
UGGGCUUAGUCCGGAUCCCUGACCCAAAUCCAAGGCCCGUAAUAUUUGCUCGACCCGAAAAGCAGCUCCAAAUCAAGCUAACAACAAAUCAGCAUAACCAUCUAGCAAACAACACUUGUAGGCAGAUUUUGCCAGUGAUCGGAAAUGGAGAAUUCAUCUAACCUAACCUCGCUUCCGGAAGAGGAAUCUCAAAAUGGCGUCCCUGCACCGGCGAAUAUCAGCAAAUUACCAUCUGCCUUUUCCGUUAAACCUGAUCGUCCUCCAAUUCAGUUUUCAUCACAAAAAUAUGUACCUUUAGAAUGGUCUAGCUACUUUGACCAAGAAGAUGAUGUUUCCAUCCCGGGCUCAGAUAAUGUUUUUCACAUCUAUAAGGCUGGAACUGAGGGUCCAGUUGUUUUCUGUCUGCAUGGUGGGGGUUAUUCAGGGCUAUCAUUUGCUCUGUCAGCAAGUAAAAUAAAAGAAAAAGCUCGGCUAGUAGCCCUGGAUUUCCGGGGACAUGGGAAGUCAUUCACUGAGAAUGAUCUCGAUCUAUCUAUUGAGACUCUCUGCAACGAUGUACUGGCUGUUUUGAAGACGAUGUAUGCGGAUUCCCCUCCAGCAAUUGUGCUUGUCGGCCACAGUAUGGGAGGCUCAGUUGCUGUGCAUGUCGCUGCAAAGAAGGUGCUUCCUAGCUUGGCUGGCUUAAUUGUCGUGGAUGUUGUUGAGGGAACAGCAAUGGCUUCAUUGAUCCAUAUGCAGAAGAUUUUAUCAAAUCGAGUGCAGCAUUUCUCGACCAUUGAGAAAGCGAUUGAAUGGAGUGUCAAAGGAGGCUCUUUGAGAAACAUUGAAUCUGCUUGUGUCUCUAUUCCCAGCACAUUAAUAUAUGAUGAUUCAAGAAAGUGUUAUGCCCACCGAGCUAGACUGGAAGAAACUGAGCAGUAUUGGAGAGGCUGGUAUGAAGGCCUUUCAGAAAAGUUUUUGUCAAGUCCUGUACCAAAACUCUUGCUUUUGGCAGGGACUGAUCGACUAGACAGAACUCUCACCAUAGGUCAAAUGCAAGGGAAGUUCCAAAUGGUGGUUGUCAGACAUACAGGCCAUGCCAUUCAGGAGGAUGUACCUGAUGAAUUUGCUAAUCUGGUUCUCAAUUUUGUUUCUCGCAAUAGAAUAGGCCCUCAUGGAGUUGAGAUUCCAGGAAUUCGCCGCGCAUCACAACAAAAAAUGGAGAAUUGAAAUAAAGAAAGAGAACUCAUUAUGGUGCUGUUACCAAAAUAUUGGGAUUUAUUGCACUGGAUCUGUAACUAGGGUUUUUUUCUUCUUUUUCGAAUUUCGAGGUUUAUGAAGGGGUAAUUGCUUGUUAACUGGAAAUGAACUGGUUGUGAACUAUUUCAAGAUUUUGUAAAUGAGCCAGAGGCAUAUUCCUCUCUUUUUUUCUUUUAACAUACUUAUAUAUCACAAGUAUUCUGCCCCUGA